Messenger RNA from Hippocampus comes (tiger tail seahorse), 1876 nucleotides. RefSeq names its product protein phosphatase 1 regulatory subunit 3A-like. The record is from RefSeq and is a predicted model, not a curated record. Gene Ontology annotation, cellular component: protein phosphatase type 1 complex. NCBI's taxonomy places the organism in Eukaryota, Metazoa, Chordata, Actinopteri, Syngnathiformes, Syngnathidae. Gene Ontology annotation, molecular function: protein phosphatase 1 binding; glycogen binding. Bases 436 to 1443 code for a protein of 335 amino acids. The transcript is spliced from 4 exons. Gene Ontology annotation, biological process: regulation of glycogen biosynthetic process.
CGUUAAUUAAGUAUUAUUACCGUUAAAGGUUUUAUUUAAGUCAUGUCUGUAUUUUAAUGAUGUCUGCCUUCUGUGUUGGUGAGCCAAAGACAGUUUUGUUUUAUUCUAGUACUGGGAUCAAGAUGGUGGUGUUUAAGGGAUUGCAACCAUUCGACCGACUUGUAUGCUAUCAAAACGUUUCCAUUGUUUUACUAACGAUUUGACCAGAGGAACAAGCAAUGCUAAAUAAGAUGAUGACAAAUUUGAAAAAAAUAGUUUGUGGAACCAUUUUUGAACACCAUAUGCUGGUGUUUUGUGGCUUGCACAAGACAAUGCACUCACCACAACUCAUUUUAGAAGUCAACUGCAUGAAAAAAUAAUAUUAAAUAAGACAAAGAAUGGGGAAUACUCUAUAUCACUUCUACAAAUCCGUUGUCAUUCUCUGCUCCCUAGUUGAUGAUCCGCUAUGGCUGCUGUUCCAUUUCUUUUCCACCUCAAAAGGGAGGGAGGGAGACUGAGGGGAGCGACGGUGCUGCGUGCGGGAUGGGGGGGGGGAUCAUACCAACUCGAAGACACAUUGGGAGCAUGGAGAUCCGGUCACCUGACGAGGCACAGGGACAUUUGGCGGAUGAUGACGACGACGACGACGACGAUGAGGGAAGCGAGGACGUGCGCCUGAUCCCAAGAUGCUCGCCGGUGCCCAGGAGGCGAGGCUCGUCCAUCCACGACGAGACAGCCGAGUACCUGCGUAUCCAAGCUUUCUUGUCCCCCGGAAAGCGAGUGUCGUUCGCCGACACCACGGGCGGAGACCUGGUAGACGUCCGCGAGUUCGUAACCUUCGACUCGGAUGACGAAGAGGACUCAGGGAGGUGGGACGAAGAGCUGGCGAAGUGUGGACCGGCUGAGCGAGACACGGUGUUUCAUGUGCACCCGGACUUUGAGCCCCGGAGCGGAGGCGAGCUGCUGCAGGUGGUGCGCGCGCAAAAAGUGUGCAUCGAGCACGUCGGCCCUGUGGAAGAUGAGCCCCUCGCCUUCAGUGGCCUCGUGCGGGUGCUCAAUGUGUCCUUCCACAAAGCGGUCUACAUCAGGUCCACCAUGGACAACUGGGAGACAUACUUCGAUCACCCCGCAGAGUAUGUCCACGGAUCCCAUGACGGGGACACGGAUAAGUUCUCCUUCAAGCUGUCUUUUGCGUCCCCUUACGUCACCCACGGCUCUCGCAUUGAGUUCGUUGUCCGCUAUGAAACCACUGAGGGGGAUCACUGGGACAAUAACUCUCAUAUGAACUACGCAGUGUCUCUGCUUCUGUCCUAUAAAGAGGAAUUACAGGAGACAGACGGCGAGCAGCAAGAAGUUAAAGGGAUCUUGAGACCCCCCAAACAUUACAGUGCGUGCAUUGAUUUAGACUCAGCCAACGAUGGAGCAGGCGAAAGUGAGAAGACCUGGGCAGCAAGUGAGGCAUGAAGGGCCGUGCCCAGUUGUCAUACGAUCCGACAGUGACAAGGAGGGUUGACCCAUCUUGGAAAAAGUGGAUAUCUUUAGGGACAAAUAGUCCACCACAAACUUCUUUGGAUUAUGUUGAAAUGAUCUAAAAUUGCAUCCACGUGUUUGUCAUUCAAGUGUACAGUAGAAGCAGUAUGUGCUUUAAUUAACAUCCCGUUCAUUGUCCUUUUGUGUAAUAUUGAGGGUCUAUUUUUUCCCAUGUGUUUACCUGUUGAUUUUGCAACCCAUUUACAUUUAAUUAAUUGAAGACAAGAUUGUUAAACGGCAUUAAAUCACUGCAAGAUUGUGACUGAGUGAAAACGUACUAAAUAAAAGAUUAAUUCUCCUAGCAAUCAAGACCAACCCUUGAAUCACCUAUUAGCAGGCAAGGGUUGCCAUCUAGUGGUCAUUCAAU